AUGUUCUCUGCCGCCUUCUUCGUCCAGGUUCUCCUCGCCACCGCUGUAUUUGCCAUCCCUUCUGGGAAACAGCGCAUGGCAUCUCGCAGAUCCCGUCGUUCGGAGGUCACCCGCCAGAGCAAGCCCGUGAACCUCAUCGCCAACCCUCAGACUACCACUGUAACUAACGCCUCUCACGUUGAGUACAGCGAGAACUGGGCUGGUGCUGUAUUGGUCGCUAGCACUGCGACAUACAAGGCCGUCACGGGUACAUUCGUUGUCCCGACUCCCGAGUCCACUGGUGGAAGUAGCGAGCAAUGUGCUUCUGCCUGGGUCGGUAUCGACGGCGACACUUGCGACUCCGCUAUUUUGCAGACUGGUGUUGAUUUCUGUGUUACUGGAUCCUCUGUUUCCUAUGAUGGCUGGUAUGAAUUCUAUGUGACCUGGUAUGAAAUUACAUUCUUCUCUGUCGACAAUAACUACAUACUUACACACGCUGGUAUCUUGACCAACUUAGAUUCCGCUGAUGACUUCAGUGGUAUCUCUUUCUCUGCUGGUGACUCUGUCACCGUUACUGCCACGGUCAUCAGCACUACCGAGGGUACCUUGACAAUUGAGAAUAACACCAAGGGCACCACCGUGUCUAAGACCGUAUCUUCCUCCUCUAAGCUCUGUGAGUACAACGCGGAAUGGAUCGUCGAGGACUUUGAAGAAUGCGGUUCUACUUGCGAGCUCGUUCCAUUCGCCAAUUUUGGUACCGUCGAGUUCACCGGCGCGGAGGCGACCACUUCUUCUGGCACUGUUACACCUGCGGCUGCUACUCUCAUCGAUAUUGAACAGAGCAAGGUUUUGACUUCGGUCUCCCUUAGCGGCAGCAGUGUCAUUGUUUCUUAUGUCUAG
This is a messenger RNA of Lentinula edodes (shiitake mushroom), 879 nucleotides long. Its product is annotated as concanavalin A-like lectin/glucanase domain-containing protein. NCBI's taxonomy places the organism in Eukaryota, Fungi, Basidiomycota, Agaricomycetes, Agaricales, Omphalotaceae. Gene Ontology annotation, biological process: proteolysis. Bases 1 to 879 code for a protein of 292 amino acids. Gene Ontology annotation, molecular function: glutamic-type endopeptidase activity. The transcript is spliced from 5 exons. The record is from RefSeq and is a predicted model, not a curated record.